UCGGAGUACACAGAACAGCUGAGGCAGCGUUCAGUUUCAGCCGGAGUGCCAUGAUGAUGGAUGUUUACAUGUCUUCAUUGAGAGCCAAUUAUCUUGCUUUUGUGUGAGGCCCAAGGAUCACUCAUGCUGCCAGGCUGCGCAGAGCACUGUUGGAUCUAGCUGAACGAAUUGUUUUCUCUGUCUCGGGUAAGAGCCUGUUCCGUUUACCUUCUCAUUCGAAACAGAGGUGGAUGUGUCUCACGGAGAGAAGAGUGCAAGGACUGAGAGCUGAGAGAAGUGUUCCUAUCUGGGUGACAAUAAUUUUUAUACAGGACAGAUUAUGACAGCUUCUUUCUUAAGGAGAAGAUGUUUAAAUUUUAUCAAAUGAAAUAUAUUUUUCAAAUGCUGGAUAAAAUGAGAUGCUUGCGAAAGCGUUCUACAGUGUCUUUCUUGGGAGUUCUUGUUGUUUUUCUUCUAUUCAUGAACUUGUACAUUGAAGAUAGCUAUGUUCUGGAAGGUGACAAGCAGCUCAUAAGAGAAACAUCCACACAUCAACUUAAUUCUGAACGUUAUGUCCACACAUUCAAGGAUUUAUCUAACUUCUCAGGAACCAUAAAUGUCACCUAUCGCUACCUAGCUGCAACACCUUUACAGAGAAAGCGAUAUCUCACAAUUGGACUCUCAUCAGUGAAACGGAAAAAGGGAAACUAUUUACUUGAGACAAUAAAAUCAAUUUUUGAACAGUCCAGCUAUGAGGAAUUAAAGGAAAUUUCAGUAGUGGUGCAUCUAGCAGACUUUAAUUCAUCCUGGCGUGACAUGAUGGUCCAAGAUAUUAUGCAGAAAUUUGCCCAUCACAUUAUUGCAGGAAGAUUAAUUGUUAUACAUGCUCCUGAAGAAUAUUAUCCAGUUUUGGAUGGUCUUAAAAGAAAUUACAAUGACCCAGAAGAUAGAGUCAGAUUUCGCUCCAAGCAAAAUGUAGACUAUGCAUUUCUGCUUAAUUUUUGUGCCAAUACUUCAGACUAUUAUGUAAUGCUUGAAGAUGAUGUUCGGUGUUCCAAAAAUUUUUUAACUGCGAUCAAAAAAGUCAUUGCAUCCUUAGAAGGAACGUACUGGGUAACUCUUGAAUUCUCAAAGCUUGGGUACAUUGGUAAACUCUAUCAUUCUCAUGAUCUCCCACGUCUGGCCCAUUUUUUAUUAAUGUUUUAUCAAGAAAUGCCUUGUGAUUGGCUAUUGACUCAUUUCCGAGGUCUACUGGCUCAGAAAAACGUGAUCCGGUUUAAACCUUCUCUCUUUCAGCACAUGGGCUAUUACUCAUCCUAUAAAGGAACUGAGAAUAAACUGAAGGAUGAUGACUUUGAAGAGGAGUCAUUCGACAUCCCCGAUAACCCUCCCGCAAGUCUCUACACCAACAUGAACGUCUUUGAAAACUAUGAAGCAAGCAAGGCUUAUAGCAGUGUCGAUGAGUACUUCUGGGGAAAGCCACCUUCAAUAGGAGAUACAUUUGUCAUUAUAUUUGAAAAUCCAAUUACAAUUAAAAAAAUUAAAGUGAAUACGGGAACAGAAGACAGACAGAACGACAUUUUGCACCAUGGAGCUCUAGAUGUUGGGGAAAAACUUACGUUAAGCAAACAAAUAAGACAAUGCGAUACUUAUUUAAGACUGGGGGACUUCAAAAACGGAAACUUUGAAAUGUCAGAUGUGAAUCAAAAAAUUCCGUUUGACAUACACUGCAUGAGAAUAUGCGUUACCAAAACACAAAAAGAAUGGCUGAUAAUUCGGAGUAUCAGCAUUUGGACUUCCUAGCCAAAUUGUCAGUACACUGAGUUUCUGAAGCAGGUCUUCCUGUUUCAGGUUUCCUAUCUUCCUCUUUUGCUACGUUUGUCUUUUGGAAGGCAACCCAUGGAUGUGAUGGGUCACAGAAAAAGCUGAUCAUCUCAGCAGUUUUUAUUGCAGUUUCACUACACACACCCUUGUAUUUUUGUUUUCACUUUUGAGGUUGAAUAUCAUUCUGUAGCUCAAGCUGCUGUCAUUCAUAUAUUUCAAUGUUCAUAGCUCCACGAUUUUAACCAAUAGUCAAAAAGAGUGAUGUGAAUAAUUUAAAAUGAGAAAAUUCUUUUCUUGGAUGAUAAUUAAAACACAGUUGCCAACUGUACACACUUAUUCAUGAAUUGAUAAUUCAUUAUAUGAUGAGACAGCUUCUCAUUAAAGAAUCUCUGAGAAUAUGCAGUUGGUUGCAAUCAUAAACUGGGAUAUUUUUCUUGGGAAUUUAGUCUCUCACUGACUGCUGUAUUUCUACAAUUAAUACCUCCUCAUAGAUGUGGUAUCUUUACAACAGACUAUUUUGUGUAAGUAGGGCUGUGGGAAAGUAGAGGUAAAACUCAUCCUUUCUCUGGUUAUUUCUAUGAAAAUGAACACUGCUCAUUGUUUUAAAACAUUUAAUUGAGCACUUGUUGAUAAAUUUUCUGUGGGAAGAAGUACAUUCCUAACUUCCCAUUGGAAAAAAAAGGAAGUCAAGCUCAGUAUUUUAAGGUUGCAUUGGAUACCUGUAAUUAACAGACAAAGAGAUAUGGCCUGUGGUUAGUCCUUUUGUCCAAACAGUUUCCGUAUAUGAAGAAAAUUGAAAUUGAUUUUAUAAUUUUUGUAUUAAAAUUCAUGUGAUUGAAAUUGUUGUAAUUUAUCAUAUUUGGGAAAGAUUAAAUGGCUGUCUUAUAUGCAAGAAAGGUAAAAUCUGCAGAAACUAGUUUACUUUUGUUUUGUUUUCCUGUAGCUAAUGGGCUAUUACUUCAAAUAACAAAUGAAGGAAUUCUUUUGUUUGUUUGUUCUGAUUAACAGACAACACUCGACUAUCUGUGGAGAUCUCUCCUACCAGAACUUAUGGUUUCUGUUUCCUUCUUUCCUUCCUUCCUUCCUUCCUUCCUUCCUUCCUUCCUUCCUUCCUUCCUUCCUUCCUUCCUUCCUCCCUUCCUCCCUUCCUUCUCUUUCUUCUUUCCUGUAUGUAUGCAUUUAUUUAUUUAACAUUUAUUUGUUUGUUCCUAUGUGUCUAUGUAUGCCACUUCUGGUCAGUGACUGCAGAAGCCAGAAGAGGGUUUUAGAUACCAUGGAACUCAAGUUACAGGUCACUGUGAGAUAUCUUAUGUGGAUGCUGGGAGCCAAACCAGUGUCCUUUGUAAGAGCAGGAAGUGCUCUUAACCACCAAACCACCAUUGAAUUAGUGUCUGCCCCAUGUCUUAUUUAGAUUUCAGGUAAUAUGCUAGACUACCUUGAAUUAGAUAACAAAACUGCUCCACAAAGCAUAUUACCAUGCUGUGUGAUGAUUGUAAACUGUUUUAAUUGAUGAUUUUGUGCUACCUGCAUACAAAUAGUAAUCAAAUUUUGUUGAGGGUUGGUCAGUUGUCUCCAUCUUUCCAUAAAAGAAAUUCAAGACACCACAAUGUGUUCAAACAUGUUAGUGUUUCAGUAUGUACUCAGUGGUCACCCUAUUCACAGUUUGAUAAGUAAGCAAAUGAAGUGGUUUAUAAUGAGAAAUAUAGGAUAUCUCAUAUGUCUGUGCUCAUGGGAAAAAAAUGAAAUACAGGUUAAUAUGUAUAUAUAUGACAAUACUCUCACACACAUACAUACAUGUGUGUGUGUCUCUCUCUGUGUGUGUAUGUGUAUAUAAUGUGUGUGUCUGUGUGCGUGUUGUGUAAAAAUAUAUUUAUGAUACUAAAAAAAGAAAAAAGAAAAAAAGGACAAUUGUGUCUGCUAUUCUUUCUAUUCUAAAAUACAAAUCUAACACUUAUAUAGUCCAAAAGAGAUUAGAUUGUUUUUAUUUUAUUUGCUCUGUUAAGAACAAUUAAAUGAGAAAAUCAGACUGA
This is a messenger RNA of Peromyscus maniculatus bairdii (prairie deer mouse), 3833 nucleotides long. It is a transcript of the gene Mgat4c, whose product is annotated as MGAT4 family member C. NCBI's taxonomy places the organism in Eukaryota, Metazoa, Chordata, Mammalia, Rodentia, Cricetidae. Gene Ontology annotation, molecular function: acetylglucosaminyltransferase activity. The record is from RefSeq and is a predicted model, not a curated record. Gene Ontology annotation, biological process: protein N-linked glycosylation.